Molecule: messenger RNA, 840 nt
Organism: Penicillium brevicompactum
Lineage: Eukaryota; Fungi; Ascomycota; Eurotiomycetes; Eurotiales; Aspergillaceae
Product: type 1 glutamine amidotransferase
Exons: 2
Coding region: 1-840 (279 amino acids)
Cellular component (GO): nucleus; cytosol
Source: RefSeq, a predicted model, not a curated record
AUGUCAAAUCCUGUCCACAUGAACAUCGCCAUUCUGGUGUGCGAUACGCCUCUCCCACCUGUCGUCGCAAAGUAUGGCGACUACUUCGCCAUGUUCCAGGGCCUUCUGGGUCAGGGCUUCCGCGACUUGGAUCUCAGCCAGGAGGCUCUCAAAGACGUCAAAUUGACAUUCAAGGAGCACCAAAUGGUCAAUAUGGAUCCAUUACCUGAAAUUGGAAGUGUUGAUGCGAUGCUCAUCACUGGAAGCAAACACGAUGCUUGGGCCGAUGAUCCAUGGAUUCUCCGACUCACCGAAUUCAUACAAAGCGCCGUGAAUCUUCAUAAUAUACCAGUUGUCGGAGUAUGCUUUGGGCAUCAGAUCCUCGCACGAGCCCUAGGGGCGAAAGUAGGCAGGAGCGAUGCUGGAUGGGAGAUAUCAGCGGGAAAGAUCGAUUUGACCGAGACCGGAAAGCAAAUUUUUGGCAAAGACACCUUGGUAAGUAGUCUUUGGGAGACAUUAAUCACACAUGAUCCUGAUUGUCCGCAGAGCAUUCACCAAAUGCACCGAGAUAUAGUCAUCGGCGCGCCUCCAGCUGGGUGUGUAAAUCUUGCAACAAGCUCAUUAUGCGACAUCCAGGGCCUCUACUCCCCGGGCAGACUGUUAUCGGUACAGGGCCAUCCUGAGUUCAACGAAGGUAUCAUGUCUUUCAUUCUGGAAGCCCGACAUGAUAAUGGUGUCUUUGACGAUGAGCUGUACAAGGAUGGUCUGUCCCGGGCGGGUGACCAUCAAGAUGGCAGAUUGAUAGCACGUACUAUGGCCAAGUUUAUGCUGGAUACGAAGAUAACUAGUUUGAGGAAAUGA